GCGUGCGCGCGCCCGGUGCGUCUGCGAGCGCGUCCUUCAGCCAUGGCGUCGGAGCGUCUGCCCAGCCGGCCCGCCUGCUUGCUCGUGGCCAGCGGCGCUACCGAAGGUGUGUCAGCCCAGUCCUUCCUCCACUGCUUCACACUGGCCAGUGCCACCUUCAACUUGCAGGUGGCCACCCCUGGGGGGAAGGCCAUGGACUUUGUGGAUGUGACUGAGAGCAAUGCACGCUGGGUUCAAGACUUCCGUCUCAAGGCCUACGCCAGCCCUGCCAAGUUGGAGUCUAUCGAUGGUGCCCGCUACCACGCCCUCCUGAUCCCCAGCUGUCCUGGUGCCCUGGCUGACCUGGCCAACAGUGGGUCCCUGGCCCGCAUCCUGCAGCACUUCCGGUCUGAGAGCAAGCCUAUCUGUGCCAUUGGCCACGGUGUUGCCGCUCUGUGCUGUGCCACCAGCGAGGAUAGGUCCUGGGUGUUCCAUGGCUACAGCCUGACAGGGCCCUCUGUAUACGAGCUCGUCAGGGCCCCUGGCUUCGCCCGGCUGCCACUGGUCGUGGAGGACUUCGUGAAGGACUCUGGUGCUGGCUUUAGUGCCAGCGAGCCUGAUGCUGUGCACGUUGUGCUGGACCGCCACCUGGUCACCGGGCAGAAUGCCAACUCCACUGUUCCUGCUGUACAGAACCUGCUGUUCCUCUGUGGCAGCCGGUGAGGUUUGGGAAGGCCUGGGCUGCACCUGCCCCAUGACUGCUCCUCUGUGUGCAAGUGCCAAGCCUUGACCACGUGUCCAUCCUGCAGGAAAUAAGUCUGCCAACAGAUGCUGCCCCUGUGACGUGGCCUGGGUGCAAGGACCCACUGUUCCCCACCUGACCAGGGGCCCUCAAAGGGGCCAUGUGCCGGACUCCUCUCCGAGGAUUGACCUGAGGGCUGUCAGCCCUCUGGAGGCCACGCCUCCCUGGCCCGUUGGUCCCCAGCAUGGUCUCCUCAGGUGGCCCAGGGAUGACCCUGAGUGCUGGUGGCCAGAUAGUUCUGAGAAUUCCCUGUUUUGCAUUCCUGGAGAAGUGGAGUCCGCUAUGGGCAUCCUAGGAUGGCCCCACCCUUUAGCUGUUGGCCCGUGAGAGGCUCAGGGCAUCCACCGCUGGCCAAGGUGAACGAGGUUUGUUCACACCACAGCCCCACACUCCUGCUGCGGCUGGGAUGGUGCUGGGGUCCUCAGUGGACCCAGUGAUGUCACCGAGGCCCACGUGGCAUCAAGAGAACCACACUGGGGCCAGGGAUUUAGUUCAGUGGUUUUGCCGCCUGCUGCGCAAGCACAAGGACCCGAGUUCAAUCCCUGGUACCAAAAAAAAAAAAAGAAGAGAGCCACACCGUGAGGUUGUUCAGAGCCAUUCCCAUGAUGGCCAGAGCCGGGCUCCAACUGCAGACGCAGCCAUGGGCGGCUUGGGCUCUGCUGAGAUGGGGAAGCUGAGUCCUGGCCCCCGGGCCCUGCACAGGCCUUGGCCAGGGCUGAGGCUGCACUGGCCGCCCUCCUGGACACGGUGCAUUUGCUGUCCGUCCUGACUGGCACCCAGCCUGACCCCACUGAGCAGCCUGCCGGCCCUGAGUCGGGCUCCCCUGCAGCUCAGUCCCCUCCCCCUGCCCCAGGUGGGGCCUUCCCUUUCCUCCUGAGCCUGUCCUCCUCAGUGUGACUGGCUCUGCCACAGCUGUCCCCAGGCACCAGGAUGGCUCUUUGUGACAGAGAUGGGGGUGUUCUAUAGCUUCAGUGAGGAAAUUCAGGACACCAUGUAGGCAGACAGCAGAGCAGCCCCACUGCUCCUUCUGUCCAGGAUGAGUUCGCAGAGGCUGUUGUGGGUCUUGGGCUGCCCAAUCCACUCAUGUCACGUGUACAUCUUAAUGAAACUUUUCAGAACCUAGUCAUGUUCUAUCUUAGUCCAUUCAGGCAGUUGUAACAAAAAGCACAGACUGGGUGCUUUAUAAAGAAAAGAAGAGCAUUUUCCGUGGCUCUGAAGGCUGAGUAUGAGGUCAGGGGUGGCAGAUCUGUCUGGUGAGGGCCUCCUGGCUCAGACAGCUUCUGGCUGCUCUUCGUGGUAUCAGGGUUGGGAGCUUCGUGGGGCCUCUCCUAUAAAGGUCCUAAUCUCAUUCAUAGAGGCCCCUCCCUGGCCUGACCAAAGGAUCUACCUGCCACUGUCACCGUCAUCCUGGAUUUCUGGGGGACGCCAGCACUGAGACGGGCAGGGAACCCAGUGUGACAUCUGCCAAGCACUUCUGUUUAGGCUGGCUGAGCCCCGCCUUCUGAGGCAGGCCUGUGGGUGGAGGUAAGGUGGCCCCCACUGUGCUCGUGCCCCAGAGGCCAGGGGGCAGGAGGAGAGGAAAAGGACGGAACGUCCAGGAGCAGCACCAGCCAAGUGGUGGGCUGCCCCAGUGCCUAGGCUGUUCCUAAGCAGAGCCUCAUCACCAUAAAAAGUGGUACAUGUGUAUUCGUGGCAGAAUUAUCACGAGAAAGGGACAAAUGGGCUUCCCUAUGACAGGUGUCAUGGUAUCCUUAAUACUGCCAGUGUCUACGCACAGGAAGGAAGGUGAUGCACAGUUACCCAGGCUGGACCUUGGUGCUGUGAAAGAAGCAUAACCAAGAGCCUUGUGAUUCUCUUUAUACGAAAUAUCCAGGAAACAAAUCAAAGACAAAGUAGGUCACUGCUGGCUGUGGGUGAACUCGCAUUUGGGAACUAUACCCAUAAGGCAUGUGCAUGACCUGGCCUUGUCCCUGCUGCUGGUCUCCCUGGAAACACCAUUGUCCCUGGGCUGCUGAGCAGCAGGGGGAACCUACUAGUGGCCAUGGCGUGAUGGGGAGGGGCAGCGUGCCACCUGGGUUUUGACCUCUGCCUGCUGCUCUGCCUCAAGCCUGCCUCCUUUGGUGCCCUGGGCAGUGCAGGUUAACACAAACUGGGCCAGGAUCCUAGGGACAGAGCAGCUUGUGGGUGGGUUGGACAGGGGCGGAAGCUGACCCAGGGCUCUGCCCUGUUCCUGACCAUCAGGUGGCAGCUUGAGGCCUCUCUCUAACCAGAGCCUGCUGUGCUUAGGCCCAGGCCCUCCUUGAUUGCAGGCCCCACGCCCUGCUCUCCUCACAGCCUGGCCUGGUGCUAACGCCCUCACCUCACCUGUUCCCCAGGAGCCAAGGGGUCCCUAUGGGCCAUCCAGGCACCCCAUGAGCACCUCCAGGUCUGUGUGGUUUCAAAGCUGGCAGCAGUGCACUGCCAUCCCUGUAAGGUGACGCCAGUGCUCCCCACAGGCAUCUGGCCUCCUGGCCCUGGCUAAGGACAACAGUCUGCACUGAGGAGGCCCCACACCUGCACCCUCCCCAGCCUGACACAGCCCUGGUAUUUGGCUGAGUGUGUCCCCGCCCCCCGCAGGGCAGCUCUGACUGCCCACACACGCUACAGGCCCAGGGUAACAGGGAUACCUUCAAAGUCAAGGUCUGGGGCUUGAUGAUGAGCACUGCUCUAGCUUGCUAAGGCCCUGGGUUCCACCCCUGCACCAGCUCAAGGACUCCCACCACCUGGGAUCCGGGUUCCCAGGGCGGCCCAGCUGAGGCAAGGGCGACAGCUGUCAGGGUCACCCUGACUGGUGACCUUGGGGCUCUUGACCCCAACUCCAGCUCCCAGCCUGGCCCAGAUCAUAGCCAGUGGUACUAAUAGUGACUGAAGGCAAAAUGAAAUUCGGGCACAGGAAAAGCAACUGCUUUAAUGCAUUAGGGAAAGUUUUAUGUAAAAUCAGAAACCUAUGAUCCAUUCUUGUCCAACUGCUAAAAAAAAUGGAAGAUUCCACGAAGCCUUGCACAGUGGGACCCCAAAUCACAGGCAGUGCAGGUCUGGGGUCUACUCGCUCCAAUGCAUGCUAUUUCCCAUUCUCCGUGCUGAACAUUUGUUCCUGGAAAGGAGCAGAGUGAGCCAUGCGUGGCCCUCACCAGCCCGCCAAGGCUAUGGUGUGUGUGCCCAAGGCCACCCGCAAGGAACUCACCGUCAGCAUCCGCUCCAGCUUCACAGCAUCAGCAGCAAACUUCCGGAUCCCCUCAGACAGCUUCUCCACAGCCAUCUGGUCCUCGUUGUGCAGCCAGCGGAAAGACUUCUCGUCCAGGUGCAUCUUCUCCAAGUCACUGGCCUGGGCUGCAGAGACACCCCACCCUCUGUGCAUGCUGGCCCAAGGCCUAGCAUCACCAUCAACUCACUUCCCACAAGUCUCCGCUGGAGGGAGGGAGGGAGGGAGGACUUGGCCAAUGACCUGAGUGAAAUGCACAGGCAGACCCACCCCUCCCGUGUCCUGAGCAGCACCCACUGGUGGGACCACAGCCUCACAGGGAAGAGCAGUGGCUAUGCCUGGGCCUGGGCCUUACCCGCCUUGGCUGAGAGCAUGGGCACCAGCUUGCUGCUGUCUUUGAGCAGCUCGCCCAGCAGCUUGGGCGAGAUGGUGAGGAGAUCGCAGCCGGCCAGGGCCUUGAUCUCAGCCGUGUUGCGGAAGGAGGCGCCCAUGACGAUGGUAUGGUAACCAAACUUCUUGUAGUAGUUGUAGAUUUUGGUGACACUCUUGACCCCUGCAGGAGACCUCGCCAUGUCCCAAGAGGCCCUGGGCCCCACCCCAUCCUGCAUCCCCAGCCCUGCCCUCUCCCAUGACCUUAGAGGGCAGCUCACCAGGGUCCUCCAGUGGCUCAUAGGAUUUCUUGUCCGUGUUCGCCACAUGCCAGUCCAGGAUGCGCCCCACAAAGGGGGAGAUGAGUGUCACGCCCGCCUCAGCACAGGCCACGGCCUGGGCGAAGGAGAAGAGCAGCGUCAUGUUGCAGUGGAUGCCGUGCUGCUCCUCCAGCUCCCUGUGGGGACGGGGAGUUGAGUGCAGGCCACGUGCUGCCGCAGCUCCAGGACACGGCCGUUCCCACGUGUGAGAGGCUAUGCCCUUGGCAGAGGGCAGAGGGCAGAGGGCAGGGCCCACCCCGUUAGGGUUAAGUCUGAUGCACUCCGAAGGGUUGAGGCAGUGGGUUACGGUGACCAGGAGGCAGCUCCCCACUGCCCACACCACAGCAGGGCUACAGGCAGGACAGGUGCUGAGGGUCCGUGUGCCUGUCCCUGACUCAGGGACCCCAGUCCCCACUGCACAGCUCCCACAGACGGGGGUCCCCACACCAUCUCUGACCACAGUGGGGACUUACCCUUCCUGGUCCCCAGCCCAGCAGCCAUCCAGUCCACCGAGGAAGCCCUGGGGUGGAUUCCCCCACGGGGCUGAGCUGGGAUAAGCUCACCCUCCAGGGGCUGCUCCAGAGACACCCCACCAGGGGGCCACAUGGGGAGUCCAGGGGAACCUGUCAGUCUGCAGCCCUCAAACCAUGUGACUAGCAACGGCACUCAAAGAAUUUGCCCAUGAGAAAAGAACACAAAUGCCCACACCAGUGCACAUCCACGCCCACAGCCCUGAAGCCUCUGGCUGACUCCUGGGUGAGACGCUUCACGGCAGUUUCCCUUGGAUACUUACCUUACCUGCCUCUUCCACUUUGAGCAUGUUUGUAUAACCCUGGUUUGCUUUCUGUACACUGUGCAAACUUAUAGACAUGAAGAGGCUUCCUGACCAGUGUGAAGGCACACUGCUGGGUGGGCCCAGCGAGCUCAGCACCCAGCCCCAGCCGAACCCAGAGCCACACCCUAACAGCUCCCAGAGGCAGCAGCACUCACCUUCCAGCCUGGAUUCCCUCCCAGGUGGAUGACAGCUUGAUGAGAACUCUGUCCUUGCUGAUUCCAGCCUCCUGGUACAGUUCAAUGAAGUGCCUGGCUCGGGCCACCAUGGCAUCCUUGUCAAAGGAGAGCCUGAUAAAGCAAGGGGACCACAUGCCCUCUGGUCACCAGCCAAGAGCAAGGUGCCUGGAGCCCUGGAGAGAGCCCUCAGCAGCACAGUGGCCAGUUAUCUUCAUGAGGAGCCUUAGCAGGGAGCUCCCUGCCACCACAAUGGCCACAGGGGGGCCCCAAGGAGCAAACCUUGUCCUCCCCACUGUCCCUGCCCCCAGGGACAGAAAUGGGACCAAGGUGGCCCAAGAGCACCCCGUCCCACAUCAACCCUGCCAAGCAUUCCUACCUCGCAUCUACUUCUGUGGAUACACGGCCUGGAAUCUUCUUCAGUAUUUCUGCUCCAAACAACACGAAAAGUUUAUCAAUAGCAUUUUUAAUUUGGUCCUCUUGUGACCUGAAAUUCCAAGGAAAAAACUAGGUUAGGAGCUUGUGAGAAUACACAGGAGCUGAAGAAACAGCAAGAUUCCUUUGCCAAAUUUCCCUCUAUAUGUUUCUUUUUCUUUUUUUUAUGUUUCUUUUCAAUUCUAAAAUCAUUGUCUUGCUGGGCAUGGUAGCACAUGCUUGUAAGUAACCCCAGCACUCUGGGAGGCUGAAGCAGGAGGUUUCCAAGUUUGCGCUCAGCCUGGGCAAUUUACUGAAACCCUGUCUCAAGAUUAAAAAGAAUUCUUUUAAAGGUCGGGUGAUGUAUCUCAGUGCAAAGGCCUUGGAUUCAAUCCCCAGUAACAGUACCAAAAAACAGACAAAACCAUUUUCCAUUGUGUGAAUUGCACCUCAAUAAAACCUGACUCUAAUAGUGA
Heterocephalus glaber (naked mole-rat) is the source of this 6609-nucleotide messenger RNA. It is a transcript of the gene Gatd1, whose product is annotated as glutamine amidotransferase class 1 domain containing 1. Gene Ontology annotation, molecular function: glyoxalase III activity. The record is from RefSeq and is a predicted model, not a curated record. Gene Ontology annotation, cellular component: cytoplasm. NCBI's taxonomy places the organism in Eukaryota, Metazoa, Chordata, Mammalia, Rodentia, Bathyergidae.